UUGAUUGCUUACUUACACGUCAAAUAAGUCAUGUCUGAUUUCUGAAUAAAAUGUUAAUUAUUUUUGUUUAAACCGUGUUAUUAUUAUUAUAGAGAGGUACAAAAUUAAACAAACGUAAAUAUCUGUAUCAUUUGGAUGUACGGACGGAAACACAUAAUCAUUCCUUAGUUAUAACGUCUAAUGUAAUAUAGGCUAGGCUUAUCGGAAAAUGGGUGGCCUGUUUAGUUACUUCAGAGGGUUGCUAGGAGCGCGAGAAAUGAGGAUUCUAAUUCUCGGAUUGGACGGCGCCGGAAAAACAACAAUUUUAUACAAAUUGCAAGUUGGGGAGGUUGUCACCACGAUACCAACGAUCGGAUUCAAUGUAGAACAAGUUACGUACAAAAACCUCAAGUUCCAAGUAUGGGACCUUGGUGGUCAAACUAGUAUUAGGCCUUACUGGCGGUGUUACUAUGGAAACACAGAUGCAAUAAUAUAUGUUGUAGAUUCUGCAGAUAGAGAUCGAAUAGGAAUAUCCAAAGAUGAACUUGUGCAUAUGUUAAGAGAAGAGGAGCUAGCCAAUGCAAUUCUCGUGGUACUAGCAAAUAAACAAGACAUGGCCGGUUGCCUGACGGUGGCUGAGGUACACCAGGCUCUGGGACUAGAUGCAUUGCGUGACCGCACCUUCCAGAUAUUCAAGACGUCCGCAGUGAGGGGCGAGGGGUUAGACCAGGCGAUGGAUUGGCUCUCGAAUGCCUUGCAAGCCAGGAAAUAGCAGCAGAAAUAGAUUGUAUAAAAAAGGACACGAGCGAAGGUCGGGCCGAGCAGCAAAACGGGACGAGUUGAUACAAACAUCUGUAACGCCAUUAGUGAUAGUACUUACCGCCGCCGAAAUUGCGCCUGCGCAUGUACACAAAUAUGUUUCUGUUAUCAACGUUUUUAUUAUUUGCAUGAAUGAAUGAAUGAGUAUACUUUAUUUGCAUUAUACAAUAUAGGAAAUAAGCAAGACAAUUUACAAACACAACGAUACAAUUGUAUAAGUACAGUAAGGCGGUCUUAUUGCUGAGAGCAAUCUUUUCAAGACAACCUUAAGGUAAUGGACUAAUUGUUGUACAAGCAGGUAUGAUAGUGCUGUAUAAUUAAAAAAGCAUCUUUUGCAAAUUAAAAAUAUAUAAAAAUUAUAUACAUAUAUACACACACACAUAUAUACUUGAUUUUGAACCAUAAUUUAUUUAUGGUAUCAGUUCCUUUAAAUGUACAUAUUGAAAUUUAAAAAUGAUGGUCAUACAAAGAAAAGAGAAGCACAUUGACAGCCAUAUUGUUAUUUUGUAAAUCAUCCCAAUUUAUAUUGAGCUUGAUUAUUAGGUUUUACUCGUAAUAUCGCAUAAAAUUUGAAUAAUAUUAGACUUAUGUACAUUUUGAAAUUCAAAAUAAAUUAUGUUUACUUUUGUAUAAAAAUCAUUCAAUGUAAACCUGCUUUUAUUAUAUAUAUAAGGCGCUAUUCUAAGAGUCGUCAUUGUGGAUGGGAGUUAAUCCUAGGCGUAUAUUUGUACCCACCAAAAUAAUAAUGGUUCAAAGCAUGAGUUCUUAGCAAACUUAUCUUGCACGAACCGAAAUUCCUCGUGUGUACUGGUCCAAUAAUUUUUUAUGGACAUUUUAUAUUGCCGGAGGACUGUCCCUCGUUCUGUAAACGCCUUUAUUAUUAUUUCAGCCGUUAACUGUCCACUGCUGAGCAUAAGCCUUCCCCAUAAAAAGGGGAGUUUUGCCAGUAGUUGCCAUGCUUGGCAAACGGAUUGGUAACCGCAGUUAGGCUUCUAGAGAUGUUUUAAGAGGGACGCUGCUGCACAUCUCACGCCUUUCCUUAGUCGCCUCUUAUGACGCACACGGCAAAGGAAGGGAUGGCCCAUUCUAUGCCGGGUCACACACGGCGAAAAGUCUUUAUUGCGUAUUAUUUAUUAAAAAAUAUAUUAGUAAUAUUUGUAUUAGGUAUAUACAAAUUAUAUAAUUUAAAAGCAGUGGACAGAUUACAGGCUGAUACAAGGAAUUAUUUAAUUUACUGUUUGUUUUGUUACUGCUGGAUGGAGUUUCGUUGCACAAAUUAUAUGGUACUAUUUAAAAUUCUCGUUGGCAUAUUUAAGUUUAUUUUCCAGGGCGGGCUCCUUAAAAAGGGUGUAUAUAUACUCUGAGAUAUCGUUGUGAAGUUUUAUAUAUUCUUUAUUGCACUAAAACAUACAGUAACAACAAUAAGUUAAUAACAAUGUUAGCAAACGCGAACUUAUGUCUAAAAGAGAUUUCUUCCAGUCAACCUAACGCUAAAACUAGUUUUGCACGUAUCCUAAACACGAGACAAUUCUGGAGUAGCCCCCCUCUUUUAAAUACGCCUACGAAAAUUGUACUUGGUUUUACUGUUUUUGUUGAUUUUUGUAGUGAUUUCUGUUUAGGAUGAUGCUCCGAUUGUAUUGUAUUUUAUGAUUCUUAGAAAUAGAUAAAUACCUACCAUCUUUAUAAAUAUGUCUGAGUAUAAAGGAUUUGUCAAACCGAUCGCGUGUCUAAAUAAAAAAAAAAAAUUAAAAUAAAAACAGUGGAACUAAAUCUUGUUUAAAUAGUAUUAUAAGUAAUUAUAUAAAAAGAGGCAAUGGUAUGAGUUUCAUGUAUGAAGUUGAACAAAAACAUUGAGAAACGAGGUGAUAAAAAAAUGUAUGUGUGAGAUCGGGAUACUUAUUGUAAUGACGUAAUUGAUAAGUGCUUUGCCCAACUGUAGUAAUUAAUUUUAAGUCGAUUAAAAAACAAGGGAAGGUUCUUGAACCGUGCAUUUUACGCUGCAAGAUAAACAUUUUUUUUUAACCAUUUUCAUUAAUUCUUUUUGUAAUUAAUUCAAUUUACUCCUGUAUUAGUCCCAUGCAAAUUUUGUAACAAUUAAUAUCGCUUUUUGUAGAACAAAAAUCCGUGUUAUGGACGUAGACUCGCCCUCUGCCAUGUUUAAUUUCUAAUAUUAUAUAUAUGGCGAAAUGUGCGCAUAUAGAAUGUUAACGUGAAGUUUACAAUUUUUUUUUUAUUAAUGUAAACUUAAUUCAGAACAUUUUAAAUAGUCAUUUUCUAUGAUUCUACUUAUUUUGAAUGCAAUUACAAAUUGUUUUUUUUUUUCAACAUAAGUUGAUUUUAGAAUUAUUAUUAUUUAUUUUUUUAUAUACAUUACAACAGCACAAGAAUUAAUUAAAUUAUUAGUCAAACCGAGUCAGUUAUUGUUAAUAAGAUCUCUCCGAUUGUCCCAUUAUGUAUUAUAGUCGUGAGCAUAGUUUCUAUUAAUCCUGCCGGUCCCGACUUCGUAGUAAUGGUAUGUUUUAAAAAAUAGACUGCUUAAUUUCGGCGGCGAGAUUUUUAUCAAAAUAAAAGAAGUUUCGUAGGGGAUCGUGUGUGUCGGCGAUGGAUGUACCUAUACAUAAGUUAUGAAUAAUUAUAAUUAAUUAAUUAAUAUAUAUUUUGUAUCAGUGACGUUCACCAGGCUAAUUUAUAUUAUAAUGCGGUAAGAGAGAAACGUUGUUCCAAAUACAAUAUCAUGUAUUAA
Messenger RNA from Galleria mellonella (greater wax moth), 3541 nucleotides. RefSeq names its product ADP-ribosylation factor-like protein 1 (gene Arl1). The transcript is spliced from 5 exons. Gene Ontology annotation, cellular component: Golgi apparatus; cytoplasm. Gene Ontology annotation, molecular function: GTP binding; GTPase activity. Gene Ontology annotation, biological process: vesicle-mediated transport; intracellular protein transport. Lineage: Eukaryota; Metazoa; Arthropoda; Insecta; Lepidoptera; Pyralidae. Bases 209 to 751 code for a protein of 180 amino acids. The record is from RefSeq and is a predicted model, not a curated record.